GUGGGGAGGUGCAGGGCUGGGCAGUGGAGAGGCGGGGCACGCGCUGGCGAGAAUCCCUCCCUCCUGCCCUCUUGGCGGUCGAGGGUUUGCCUUUUCAGAUCCUCCACCUAGCUGGGAUCCAAAGAGCUAACACCGCCAAGGGGGCGCGGCCGGGACCAUCUAGGGUGCCGGGUACCCAAAGUCGGGCACGGUGACCUGUCCACCCAGCCAGCGGGAGAGUAGAUCCACGGACCUGGAAAGGAUUGGAGAAGCGCCACCCCUGAGCAGACGAGAAGCUGGCUGGACUAGGGCAAGAAAUUGCCUAGGACUCCGAGCGCAGUGGCGCUGCGGGCUCGGGUGUCCUCUGGCGGCGCCUGGAGCAGGUGAACCGUUCACUACCCCCAGUGCUGAGCGCUCUUGUGUUUUCACCCGGCCCGGCUCACUCUCGUAGCCAUGGGCCCCGGCCCCCUCCGCGCGCCCCGCGACUCUGGCUGGAUGCUUAGUGCCCUGGCCUUGAUGGUGGCGGCUAGCGGCCGGGUCGCCUUCGCUUUCAACCUGGACACCCGAUUCCUGGUGGUGAAGGAGGCGGUGAACCCGGGUAGCCUUUUCGGCUACUCGGUCGCCCUCCAUCGGCAAACCGAGCGACAGCAGCGCUACCUGCUUCUGGCUGGUGCUCCCCAGGACCUUGCCGUGGCUGAUGGCUACACCAACCGGACUGGCGCUGUGUACCUGUGCCCCCUCACCGCCCUCAAGAACGAUUGUGAACGGAUGGACAUCUCAGAGAAAAGUGACCCCGACCAUCACAUUAUUGAGGACAUGUGGCUUGGGGUGACUGUGGCCAGCCAGGGCCCCGCAGGUAGAGUCCUGGUCUGUGCCCAUCGCUACACCCAGGUGCUAUGGUCUGGCAAAGAAGACCAACGGCGUAUGGUGGGCAAGUGUUAUGUGCGUGGCAAUGACUUACAGCUGGACCCCGGCGAUGACUGGCAGACCUACCACAAUGAGAUGUGUAACAGCAACACCGACUACUUGCAGACUGGCAUGUGCCAGCUGGGCACCAGCGGUGGCUUCACCCAGAACACCGUGUAUUUCGGUGCCCCUGGUGCCUACAAUUGGAAAGGAAACAGCUACAUGAUUCAGCGGAAGGACUGGGAUUUAUCUGAAUAUAGCUACAAGGGCUCAGAGGACCAAGGAAACCUCUAUAUUGGGUACACGGUGCAGGUAGGCAGCGCCAUCCUCCACCCCAAGGACAUCACUGUUGUGACAGGAGCCCCUCGGCACCAACAUAUGGGUGCUGUCUUCUUGCUGAGCCAAGAGUCAGGUGGAGACCUGCGGAGGAGGCAGGUGCUGGAGGGCACGCAGGUGGGCGCUUAUUUUGGCAGCGCCAUUGCUCUGGCAGACCUGAACAAUGAUGGGUGGCAGGACCUCCUGGUGGGCGCUCCCUACUACUUUGAACGGAAAGAGGAGGUAGGGGGUGCUGUCUAUGUCUUCAUGAACCAGGCGGGCACAUCCUUCCCGGAUCAACCUUCCCUCCUGCUUCACGGCCCCAGUCGCUCUGGCUUUGGCAUCUCUAUAGCCAGCAUUGGUGACAUCAACCAGGAUGGAUUCCAGGACAUUGCUGUGGGAGCCCCAUUUGAGGGCUCGGGCAAGGUGUACAUCUACCACAGCAGCUCCGGGGGACUCCUCAGGCAGCCCCAGCAGAUAAUCCACGGAGAAAAACUCGGACUGCCUGGCUUGUCCACCUUCGGCUACUCUCUGAGCGGGAAGAUGGAUGUGGAUGACAACUCCUAUCCAGACCUGCUAGUGGGGAGCCUGUCGGACCACAUUGUGCUGCUGCGGGCCCGACCUGUCAUCAAUAUUCUCCAAAGGACCUUGGUGGCCAGGCCAGCUGUGUUGGACCCCUCACUUUGUACACCGACCUCCUGUGUUCAGGUGGAGCUGUGCUUUGCCUACAACCAGAGUGCUGGGAACCCCAACUACAGGCGGAACAUUACCCUGGCGUACACACUGGAGGCUGACCGGGACCGCCGGCCCCCCAGGCUCCGAUUUGCCAGCAGCCAGUCGGCUGUGUUUCAUGGUUUCUUCUCCAUGCCGGAGACGCAUUGCCAGACACUGGAAUUACUACUGAUGGACAAUGUCCGUGAUAAACUCCGUCCCAUCGUUAUUGCCAUGAACUACUCCUUACCUUUGCGCAUGCCCGAUCGCCUGAAGCUGGGGAUGCGGUCUCUGGAUGCCUACCCAGUUCUUAACCAGGCACAGGCUCUGGAGAACCACACUGAGGUCCACUUCCAGAAGGAGUGCGGGCCGGACAACAAGUGCGACAGCAACCUGCAGAUGCGAGCGGCCUUCGUGUCUGAGCAGCUGCAGCCUCUAAGCAGGCUCCAGUACAGCAGAGACACUAAGAAAUUGUUCUUGAGCAUCAAUGUGACCAAUAUGCCGAGCAACGAGCGUGCUGGGGAAGAUGCCCAUGAGGCACUGCUCACCUUGGAGGUGCCACCUGCCCUGCUACUGUCCUCAGUGCGCCCAUCCGGGACCUGCCAAGCUAACGAGACCAUCCUGUGUGAGCUAGGAAACCCCUUCAAACGGAACCAGAGGAUGGAGCUGCUCAUUGCCUUUGAGGUCAUUGGGGUGACGCUGCACACAAGGGACCUUCAGGCACAGCUGCAGCUAUCCACGUCAAGUCACCAGGACAACUUGCAGCCAAUGACCCUGACUUUGCAGGUGGACUACACGCUCCAGGCCUCACUCAGCUUGAUGACACAUCGGCUACAGAGCUUCUUCGGUGGCACAGUGAUGGGUGAGGCUGGCAUGAAAACUGUGGAGGAUGUGGGCAGUCCCCUGAAAUACGAAUUCCAGGUGAGCCCAGUGGGAGAUGGGCUGGCAGCUUUGGGCACACUGGUCCUGGGUCUGGAAUGGCCCUAUGAAGUCGCCAAUGGCAAGUGGCUGCUGUAUCCCACGGAGAUCACCAUCCAUGGCAAUGGGUCAUGGCCCUGCCAGCCACCUGGAAGCCUCGUCAACCCUCUCAACCUUACUCUCUCUGACCCUGGAGACAAGCCACAUUCUCCACAACGCAGGCGGAGACAGCUGGAUCCCGGGGGAGACCAGGGCUCCCCACCUGUCACACUGGCUGCUGCCAAAAAAGCCAAAUCUGAGACUCUGUUGACGUGUGCCAGUGGCCUUGCCCGCUGUGUGUGGCUGGAGUGCCCCCUUCCUGAUGCCUCCAACAUCACCAACGUGACUGUGAAGGCACGGGUGUGGAACAGCACCUUCAUUGAGGACUACAGAGACUUUGACAGAGUCAGGGUAGAUGGCUGGGCCACUUUGUUCCUGCGAACCAGCAUCCCUACCAUUAACAUGGAGAACAAGACCACAUGGUUCUCAGUGGACAUUGACUCAGAGCUGGUGGAGGAGCUGCCUGCUGAGAUUGAGCUGUGGUUGGUCCUUGUGGCUGUCAGUGCCGGGCUGCUGCUUCUAGGGCUCAUCAUCAUCCUUCUGUGGAAGUGCGGCUUCUUCAAGCGAGCCCGCACUCGUGCCCUGUAUGAAGCUAAGAGGCAGAAGGCUGAGAUGAAGAGCCAGCCGUCAGAGACAGAAAGGCUGACCGACGACUACUGAGGGGACAUCCCCUUGCCCCAGCCCACCUGGUGUGACUUCUUUAAGCCGACCCGAUACUACCGGAUCAUGCCCAAGUACCAUGCAGUGCGUAUUCGGGAGGAGGAGCGCUACCCGCCUCCAGGGAGCACCCUACCCACCAAGAAGCACUGGGUCACCAGCUGGCAGAUUCGGGACCGAUACUACUGAUACCC
Arvicola amphibius (Eurasian water vole) is the source of this 3779-nucleotide messenger RNA. It is a transcript of the gene Itga3, whose product is annotated as integrin subunit alpha 3. The transcript is spliced from 26 exons. The record is from RefSeq and is a predicted model, not a curated record. Gene Ontology annotation, molecular function: integrin binding. Bases 433 to 3588 code for a protein of 1051 amino acids. NCBI's taxonomy places the organism in Eukaryota, Metazoa, Chordata, Mammalia, Rodentia, Cricetidae. Gene Ontology annotation, cellular component: external side of plasma membrane; integrin complex. Gene Ontology annotation, biological process: integrin-mediated signaling pathway; cell adhesion mediated by integrin; leukocyte migration.